Ficedula albicollis (Collared flycatcher) is the source of this 3753-nucleotide messenger RNA. It is a transcript of the gene NPRL3, whose product is annotated as NPR3 like, GATOR1 complex subunit. NCBI's taxonomy places the organism in Eukaryota, Metazoa, Chordata, Aves, Passeriformes, Muscicapidae. Gene Ontology annotation, biological process: positive regulation of autophagy; negative regulation of TORC1 signaling; cellular response to amino acid starvation. The record is from RefSeq and is a predicted model, not a curated record. The coding region runs from base 27 to 1805 and encodes 592 amino acids. The transcript is spliced from 14 exons. Gene Ontology annotation, cellular component: GATOR1 complex.
CUGCGGGAAGCCCGAGCCGAGCCGGCAUGGGCGAGAGCACCAGCCCCAUCAGCGUGAUCCUGGUGAGCUCGGGCAGCCGCGGCAACAAGCUGCUGUUCCGCUUCCCGUUCCAGCGCGGCGCCGAGCACCCCGCCGCGCAGGACAACAAACCAAGGAGUCGAUAUGCUGUGAAUGGCUCUGGUGACACCACAGAAGAUCAAGAUGGGGACUCCAGAGACCAAUGUCCUCUAACUGAUGAGCAAUUGGUUUCAGGGUUUUCUGAUGUCAUCCUGGCAACAAUUUUGGCUACCAAGUCAGAUAUGUGUGGCAAAAAGUUUGAAUUGAAGAUUGAUAAUGUUCGCUUUGUUGGCCAUCCCACCUUGCUCCAGCAUGCCCUCGGGCAGGUAUCCAAAACUGACCCUUCACCAAAGAGAGAGAUGCCUACCAUGAUUCUGUUCAACGUGGUGUUUGCACUGAGGGCCAACGCGGACCCGUCUGUGAUCAGCUGCCUGCACAACCUGUCGCGCAGGAUCGCCAUCGUCCUGCAGCACGAGGAGCGCCGCUGCCAGUACCUCACCCGCGAGGCCAAGCUCAUCCUGGCCAUCCAGGACGAGGUGUCUGCCAUGGCAGAGACCACAGAAGGGCCCCAGUCACCUUUUCAUCACAUCCUACCCAAGUGCAAACUGGCCAGAGAUCUCAAAGAGACAUAUGACAGUCUCUGCACGACAGGGGUGGUUCGGUUACACAUCAACAACUGGCUGGAAGUGAGUUUCUGCCUUCCUCACAAAAUCCACUAUGUUGCCACCAACUUCAUACCCCCAGAAGCAAUCGAGAGGAGUCUGAAAUCUAUCAGGCCUUACCAUGCCUUAUUACUUUUAAAUGAUGAGAAGUCAUUGCUUAAUGAGCUCCCGUUGGACUGCUCUCCUGCCCUGGUGAGAGUAAUUAAAACUACCUCUGCUGUGAAGAAUUUGCAGCAACUGGCUCAAGAUGCUGACUUGGCAUUGCUGCAGGUUUUCCAGCUUGCAGCACAUCUUGUUUACUGGGGCAAAGCAAUUAUUAUUUAUCCUCUUUGUGAAAACAAUGUCUACAUGCUUUCUCCAAAUGCCAGUGUCUGCCUCUACUCUCCCCUGGCAGAUGCCUUCUCCUGUCAGUUCCGGGGUCACAACCUGCCCUCCAUGCUGGCCAAGUUCUCCCUCCCCGUGUCCCUCUCCGAGUUCAAGAACCCGCUGGCACCGCCUGUGCAGGAGACCCAGCUGAUCCAGAUGGUGAUCUGGAUGCUGCAGCACCGGCUGCUGAUCCAGCUGCACACCUACGUGUGCCUGAUGGUGCCCCCGAACGAGGAGGAGCUCCGGGCCCAGGAGGAGGACGUGCCCUUCACUGCCAGGGUUGGGGGACGGAGUCUGAGCACCCCCAACGCUCUCAGCUUUGGCUCUCCAAUGUGUAUGUGUGUCUCUCUUACCCUGAUAGCCAGCAGUGAUGACAUGACUCUGACAAGCCCUAGCAUGGAUAAUUCCAGUGCUGAGCUGAUACCUGGUGGGGACUCACCCCUAAAUAAGAGGAUGACAGAGAAUCUCCUGGCCAGCCUGCUGGAACACGAGCGGGAAGCCAUCCUGAACGUCCCAGCUGCCCAGAACCCAGAGGAUCUCCGCAUGUUUGCCAGGCUGCUGCACUACUUCCGAGGCCGGCACCACCUGGAGGAGAUCAUGUACAACGAGAACAUGCGGCGCUCGCAGCUGCUGAUGCUGUUUGACAAGUUCCGCAGCGUGCUGGUGGUCACCAGCCACGAGGACCCCGUCAUCUCCGUCUUCCAGUCGCUCCUCAAGUGACUCUGCUGCCCCAGAGGGAGGAGCCUGCCACGCUCUCCAUGCUGAGUCUAAACUGAAGGAGGUGCUUUCAGUUCCUUCCUGCCAUGUGUCCCUGCCCGUGCCUCGAUGUCCCAGCUGUCCCCGAGGCUCCAGGGCCUGCUGCAGGACAGCAUGUGCUUGCUCAGCCUGGAUUCCUGCCCCGCCACGUUCACAGCCCUUCCCCGCUGCUCCCCAGGGAUCGUCACACUGGGACAGGAGGGUUCUGCUGCGGUGCUGCUGGCAGAACUCACCUUUGGGAGGACACUGGUGCCCUGGGAGUGCUUCCUGUGCUCUCCAGCGUGACUGCUGGGACACUCAGCCAUGAGAGCCUGUCCCCAUGGCACAGCAUGCAUGGCCUUGCUCCAGGGCACAGGGCAGCUGGCCUGGCUCCUAGGGAAAUGACCCUGGACACCCAGGAAUUCUGUUUGAUCUCACAGCAGCGAGGACAGAGGUGGGAAGGCAAAGUAUCACAAGUAAACAUGAAAUCACGAAUGAAUGACUCAGUCACUGUGUCACUGCUCUCCUCACCCCAGUAUCCUUAUUCCCAAGUGUCUGUAGGAGCAGGGCUGUCCCCAAGCAGCCUCUGUGUUCCUGGGUUUCCACGUUCCCCAGUUUGUGCCUGGGGGUGGCAGCUUGGUUGUUGAGCAGGACUGAAAGGUGCUGGCCAGGCUGCAAGUGCAGGGACAUGUUCCAGAGGCUGCUGCUGAGGGCACUCAGCCUGUCCCCCCAGGCCUUGUUUUCUCCCUGCAGUCCCCCUCCCACAAGCAUGGCUGUGAUGCAGGGAACCAGACAGGGAUCCUGGCCUGGGUUAAAGCGAUCCAGCAGGAAAAUGAGAUACAGGGCUGCAUCUCCUGCUCUGGUUUGGAACUGCUCCUCCAGCCAUGCCAGGGCAGAACAAGAGGGGACAGCCCUGGGAUGUACCAGGGCUUGGGGACAGGAGCUUGUGCCAGCUCACCCCUGCCUGUGUGAGCCACUGUCCCCACAGCUGCUCGCUGCUCUGUGCUGCAUCCCCAGGGGAAGGGAGGGGGAACUUUGCCUCCAUGGUGGUGUGGCUUCUCGGGGUUUGCUUUAGAAGAUUGUCAGGUGCCCUCUGAAGACCUCCCCUUACACCACACACAGCAGCUGGAGCUUUUCCCAGAGCUGCAGGCUCUCAGGAGCAGCUUCACCUGCCCACACAAACUGGGUGACACUGGGAGUUUAGGUCACUCACCUUCCAGCAGCCACGCGGAGCUGCUCCAUGGCAACUUCUUGGGGGCCCUUCAGCCAGUCUGGCCCUGCAGCUGCAACAGGGAUGGCAGAGGAGAGCAAAAACCCUAUCUGGCCUAAAAAUCACAUCAACAUCAACCAACCCCAGCACCUGAGCAUCAAGGUGAGCUACUGCAAUCCAAAAGAAGGCUGCCCAGAAGGGGCUAAACCAAAUUAUUUCAUCGGAUGGGGACAAAAGUAUUUAAAAAUUUUCUAUUCUAUGUGAACCUGUCACCCACCCAGUGUGGCUGCAGGUCCUGCCUGAAUCCUGGAGGUUUUUCCUCUCUGUACCUCAAGUCAGGCUGCUGCACCAGUGCUUUCUCUGUGUGGGGGUUCACAAAGUGCUAAGUUCUGAACUGGUUUCAAAAGCAGCAGGGAAAAUGAACAAAACCCAUUCUUGUUCUCCAAGCUGGAUACUAGAGGGGUAGAGGUUGGAAGGGGUCUGUGCUCAAAGGAAAGGUGUUAGCUCAGGUCACUCAGGACCCUGUCUGUGGAGGUGUGAAUGACCCACAGCUUCUCUGGGGCCCUGUUCCAGUGUUUGACCAUCCUCACGGGGAAGAUUUUUUCCACAGAGCUAAUGAGCACUUCCUGUUUUCCUGCUGGUGGCACAGUGCCUCUCAUCCUGUUUGACAGCAUCCUGGCUCUGUCUUCUCCAUCCCCUGUCCCCUGAGGUAGUUGCAGCUGG